This is a messenger RNA of Babesia sp. Xinjiang, 1425 nucleotides long. RefSeq lists its product as uncharacterized. The record is from RefSeq and is a predicted model, not a curated record. The transcript has a single exon. The coding region runs from base 1 to 1425 and encodes 474 amino acids. NCBI's taxonomy places the organism in Eukaryota, Apicomplexa, Aconoidasida, Piroplasmida, Babesiidae.
AUGCAGGUAAUAUUAGUACAAUUUGCGGCUCUGCUGCUCUUCAUCUUUAAUGUCCCUACCAGAGCGAAACAGGUAGAACUGGAUGUUAGCGAAAACGAGGAUACCGAUGGCAUCGUCGUCAAACUGAAUCCAGCCGAACAAUUUUUGCGUAAAAUAUUCCUGCCCACCACGGGAAAUGAGAUUGAGCGUGUUAUCAACACUUCAAGCAAGGAACUGUCCGAGGAGCAGGUCUUGUACGUCGCUUCGACGGGCGCAAAGGUCCAAGGGGUAUACUCGUUCUAUUUCGACGUAUUCAAUUUUGUUAUCGUUGCAACUGCUGAUUCUGUGGAGGCGUGGCAAAAGAAUUAUAAACACUACAAACCAUUGAAUGUAACCGUAAAUGAAAACAACUGCUUUGACGUUGAAAAAAUAACCAUAAGUGACCAUGCUAGGAAGAAGCGCAACUAUCACGUACGAGUUUGCCCCCAAAUCAGUGAUAAUAAAUGCAAGGUCAGAAUACUAGUGGAUAAACGCAAUUCGUCAUCUAGAUUGCGAAGAUUACUGCACGGUGGAGCUCAUGGUGUCCAAUAUCACGCACACACCGUUCUAUACGAGACAGUGCCAAGUGAUCACUCUCCAGAAUGCGACGAAUACACAACUGCGUACAAAUCACUUUCCUUGGAGGAAAGGCUGGAAGAGGAUAUCAAUUUCCACGACAUGUUAAAACUAGCGCAGUUACCCGAUGAUAAGUGUAAAUACGUGAAUCGGUUCUAUUAUUACCACAUAUUCCACGAAACGGAAGGUCAUUGUGAGAAGGAGGGAGUAACAUACGAGGCUGGCGACGGAAACGAAGGUGAAAUAAGUCGUAGGGGAUCUCAUGCAUCAUCUUGCUCUGCUGAAGAGAUAGAGCUUGGGGAAUGUGAGACUAUUGGGGAAGGUGCUGAUAGCGAGGACGAACCGCUUGGCUAUCUAGAUGGUGACAUCGAUGAUGAUUCGGAUGAUGGCGAUGUUGAUGAAGAUGAAGAUGACCUCCCGAAUAGAAAGGAAACCGAAACAGCGACCGAAUCUGACAUUGGUGAAACCAUGCCUGGCAACGGCCAAAAAACAAGCUUGCGACGAAACCAGGACACGGUAUCAGGUGACGAUGAUGCUAAUAAUCAAUCAGAUUGGACCAUACUGAAGCGAACAAUGAAGGAGGUCAGUCCGGGAGUUUUCAGAAUUCAAACUCUAUCGGAGAGACGCACCGGGGCUUCAACAACCAUGCAACAUGGUGAGGCUAAGACGACCUCAAAUGUUGAUCAGAGUAGUGUACGACGUGGUCCACCUCCUAAGCUUGACAAGAAACUGUACGGUGGUAAGCCGUUUGACAGAGACUUCGAAUACAUCGACGAAGACCCGCAGCCAAUUUUACAUCGACCAGUACACUACGACGGGGAGGAUAAUUAA